UUUAAUUAUAUAUUUAAAAUCAUUUAUUUUUAAAUAAUGUAAAAAUUGUAAUUAUUUAUUAAAGUUUUAUUAAAGUAAAUUUUGUAACUAUUUAAAAAAUAUUUGUAAUUAGAUACAUAAUUAAACGUAAAAAUCAUUAAUAUUAUUAUAUAUAUUCAACUGUGUUUACAUGACACCUAUCAGAACACUAUUGCAAAAUUAUUUAUAACUAUUCAAGUAUAUAGUUGGAACAGAAUAAGAGAAAAUACCGCGCAGUUUUCUGACCCUUGAAGCUUAUCUGGAAAGAGCCUAAAAUAUAUGAAAAAAUAAGGAUACUUGGUGGACUUGGAAUGAACCUUACCAUGAAUCCAAAUUUGGCUGUAAAUAGUGGCUACCCAAAUAUGAUGAUGAACAAUGGGUAUGCAUCUACAUACAUGUCAGUGAGCAAUGGAUAUACAAAUACAAGCAUAGGUAUGAACAAUAUGUAUCCUAAUACAAAUUUGAACAAUGCAUACGCAAGUGUAAAUACAAAUAAUGCAUACCCAAGUAUAAACACAAGUAAUGCAUACCCAAGUGUAAAUACAAAUAAUGCAUACCCAAGUGUAAAUACAAAUAAUGUAUAUCCAAAUGCAAAUAUGAAUAAUGCAUAUCCAAUUACAAAUACAAAUAAUGCAUAUCCAAGUUCAAAUACAAAUAUGAGCAAUGGGUAUGCAAACAUGAAUAUGAGUAUGAGCAAUGGAUAUACAAGUCCACCAUCUUGGGUGAAAAGAGAACCAGUGUAUCAAGAAAAAAUUGAGAAGAUGGAAAAAGUAGAAACGGUAACGCCUAUAAUGUACAAAAGAAAAAAAUUGACUCGAGCCGAAAUUGGCUCAGUGGAAGCUUGGAGAAUAAUGAUGGCAUUGAGAUCAAGUUUAUUAGCCGAAAGAUGUUGGGCUUUGGAUGUUCUAAAUAGUCUUCUAUUCGAUGAUACCUCAGUACAGUACUUUGGACUUACUCACUUACCAGGACUGUUAGAUGUUUUAUUAGAACAUUUUGCUCUAUCCUUAGCCGAUAUGUUCGAUUCUUCACUGGUUGAAGAAGAACUUUGUUGUUUCUACCAGAACGUAGAUGAAUCAGAUAAUGAUUCUGAAGCAAUUAUUGGCCCGGUUAAUCCCAAAGAUCGUACAAAGAUUUUGUCCUGCUCCAAUUAUACAUUUCUAACUAGAAAUAGAAAACCAGUUAAAAUCGUCACGUCUUCACGCUCCUCGCCGAUUGUAAACUGGCAGAAUAAUAGAAAGGUAGUUACCAAAGACCAGUCAGCUAGGAGCAGAAGUUGUACCAGCAGCAACAGUAGCUCAUGCGGUAAGGUGUCGCUUCUGAAAAAUGGUAUUGAAGCGCAAGUAAAUGACAGUAUUGUAUUAGAGAAAGACCAGAUGAGAAUAAAAGUUCGAGAUCCAGCUGGAAUAUUAAAGAGGCGAAUGAGUGAUUACGAAGAUGAAAGUUACACGAGAGACGAAGGCAGCUUGCACCUGCUCAGCGAUAGUCAAGACAAUUUAGCUCAACAAUGCGUUUGCCUUUCGACGAUUCUCCGUAAUCUGACCUUCAUUCCAGGCAACGAAUUGGAAUUUGCUCGAAACUCCAUGUUUUUAAGCUUGCUAGGCAAACUUUUGUUGCUUCAUCACGAGCACCCAACUCACAAGAAACGCGAUUACGAUCGAGAUGAAGAUGCAGAUUUUUUAGAUACUAAUUGCGGUAAUCUGCAUAACGAAGACGAAUGGUGGUGGGGUUUUCUAUAUCACAUCCGUGAAAACGUUUUAGUAAUGGCAGCUAACAUCUCUGGUUACACGGACUUGAGCCAGUAUGCAGAAAAAAUAUCUCGACCAGUGAUCGAUGGUCUUCUCCACUGGGCAGUUUGUCCAGCUGCACAUGGUCAAGAUCCGCUGCCAACCGUCAGCUCGAACUUGUCUUUAUCGCCGCAGAGAUUGGCACUCGAAGCUCUCUGCAAACUCUGCGUUACGAAGAAUAACGUUGACCUCGUCGUAGCAACACCACCUUACUCGAGAUUCCAAAGGCUGUGCUCGGUAUUAUCGCGAUUUCUUCACAGAAACGAAGAACAAGUAUUGCGAGAAUUCGCCAUAACGCUCCUGGAUUUCCUCUCAAGCGCUGACAGUGGAUUAGCUCGCACGGUAGCACUGCAAACGCCUUGUGUCAAUCUGUUAGUGUCGUUCGUCGAACAAGCCGAGAGCAUUGGCCUAGGUAUUGCUAAUCGUUAUGGAAUAGCCGCACUACGUGAUAAUCCUGAAACUAUGGGCACGAGUUUGGAUAUGCUAAGGCGUGCUGCUGAUACACUUUUACAGCUGUCGAGACAUCCGGAUAAUAGGACUUUAUUACUUCAACACGAGACACGCCUCUUGUCGCUGAGUAUGAGCCAGAUUUUGGAUCAACAAGUUACAGCAAUUGUUACGCAGGUUCUUUUCCAAUGUUCUCGAGGAAAUUCGUGAUUAAUGCUUGCCACUCGAAUUCGUAGUUUUGGUCCGAUCUAAAUCCAUUCUUAUGACUUGAUUGCAAUGAUUUAAAAAAAAUAUUUCGAUCGAAAUCCAAUGAACGAAAGUGUGAUUAAAUAGCGUGUGCGUGCGUGUGACUUGAUUUAUUUUAACUGUGUUCUCUUAAGUACCUUACCGUAUUGCAAGAUAUAGUGUUACCAUAAGCGAGACAUUUCGCUUAUAUUUUAAUGUACAUUAAAAGCUAUAGAACGUAAAAAAGGCUAUGAACUUUUUUUCUCUCUCGAUGCUUGGAAAGAAAAAUAGUACAAAAUUUGUAAAUGUCAAAUAUUGUAAAACGGAUUCCUCUAAUAUUUAAAAGUGUGUGUAUAUAUACACGGCGCUGACUUUUAAGUUAGCUAGGGGCGUUAGAGUAAUUUGAAAUGAAAUUACGUGGUUUGGAAAUAAUUGGAGUGCACACUAAAGCUGUGUAAUAAUAGAUGUAAACGAAUAUAUUAUUUCAAUGAAUUGAUCAUGAUAAUUAUACAGUAAUAAUGUAUACUUCAAGCAAAAUUAAUCAAUCUUGAAUAAGGUCAAUGUUCAUUAUUAUAUCGGUUUUGAAUAUAAUUUUUCAUUGUAGAAUAAUAAUUGUGUGCAGAACAUUUUUUUCCAAUGAAUCAUUGAAGUAUUAAUUUGUAGAUUUGUUUCUAAUGAAUACCUCAUGUACAUUUUUUGCGAUAAUAAAAAGUGCCGAUAACAGAAAUUACAAUAUUAAGAUGAUAUACAAUAUAUAUUAAAGGA
Phymastichus coffea is the source of this 3239-nucleotide messenger RNA. Its product is annotated as trithorax group protein osa-like. Bases 330 to 2459 code for a protein of 709 amino acids. Gene Ontology annotation, molecular function: nucleosome binding. The transcript has 2 exons. NCBI's taxonomy places the organism in Eukaryota, Metazoa, Arthropoda, Insecta, Hymenoptera, Eulophidae. The record is from RefSeq and is a predicted model, not a curated record. Gene Ontology annotation, cellular component: nBAF complex; nucleoplasm; brahma complex. Gene Ontology annotation, biological process: regulation of transcription by RNA polymerase II; chromatin remodeling; positive regulation of DNA-templated transcription.